This is a messenger RNA of Protobothrops mucrosquamatus (brown spotted pit viper), 1725 nucleotides long. RefSeq names its product tripartite motif containing 62 (gene TRIM62). The transcript is spliced from 6 exons. Gene Ontology annotation, molecular function: protein binding. NCBI's taxonomy places the organism in Eukaryota, Metazoa, Chordata, Lepidosauria, Squamata, Viperidae. The record is from RefSeq and is a predicted model, not a curated record. Gene Ontology annotation, biological process: innate immune response; positive regulation of canonical NF-kappaB signal transduction. The coding region runs from base 1 to 1698 and encodes 565 amino acids.
AUGGCGGCCGAGCAGCGCCUCAGCGCGCAGGCGUCACUCUUCUACCGCGUCACAGAGCCACCACCGACGACGGCGGCGCGGCCCAGAGCGGCCUCACGCACGGGCCGGGCGAGUCAGGCGCCGCUUCCGGUCCGGCCACCGGAAGUGCGGAACGCCUACCGAGAAGCGCCCGAAGGCGGAGAGAAGAUCGGCGCCGACCGAGAUCGGCGGUCUGAGGAAGAAGCUGUCAUGGCGGUGCCGGCGCCGGGCUGCAGCCUGAAGGACGAGCUGCUGUGCCCGAUCUGCCUGGGCCUCUACCAGGAGCCCGUCAGCUUCGGCUGCGAGCACUACUUCUGCCGCCGCUGCAUCUCCGAGCACUGGAGCCGGCAGGAGGCGCAGGCGGCGCCCGCCCGGGACUGCCCCGAGUGCCGCCGGGCCUUCUCGGCGCCCGCCCUGGCGCCCAGCCUCAAGCUGGCCAACAUCGUGGAGCGCUUCGCCGCCUUCCCGCCCGAGGCGGCGCUGGGCGGCGGCGGAGGGAGGGGCGGCCGGGCCGGGGGCUCGCCCUGCGGGAAGGCCCACGCCAAGGUGCGCCUCUUCUGCCUGAGCGACCGCGCCGUCGUCUGCUUCUUCUGCGACCGGCCCGCCCUGCACGAGCAGCACCAGGUCACCGGCCUGGACGAGGCCUUCGAGGAGAUGCAGAGGGAACUGAAGGAGCAGCUGCAGACCCUCCAGGACAGCGAGCGUGGCCACACGGAGGCCCUGGCUCUGCUGAAGCACCAGCUGGCCGAGACCAAGUCCUCGGCCAAGAGCCUGCGGGCCACAAUCGGCGAGGCCUUUGAGCGGCUGCACAGGCUGCUGCGCGAACGCCAGAAGGCCAUGCUGGAGGAGCUGGAGGCCGACACGGCCCGGACGCUGACCGACAUCGAGCAGAAGAUCCAGCGCUACAGCCAGCAGCUGCGCAAAGUGCAAGAGGGCAGCCAGAUCCUGCAGGAAAGGCUGGCGGAAACCGACAAGCACAGCUUCCUGGCCGGCAUCGCCUCUCUCUCGGAGAGGCUGAAGGGGAAGAUCCACGAGACUAACCUCACCUACGAAGACUUCCCCACUUCGAAGUACAUGGGGCCUCUGCAGUACACCAUCUGGAAAUCCCUCUUCCAGGACAUCCAGCCAGUGCCUGCCACGCUGACCCUGGACCCGGCCACCGCUCACCAGCGCCUGAUCCUCUCCGACGACUGCACCAUCGUCUCCUACGGCAACUUGCACCCGCAGCCGCUGCAGGACUCGCCCAAGCGCUUCGACGUGGAGGUGUCGGUGCUGGGCUCGGCGGCCUUCAACAGCGGCAUCCACUACUGGGAGGUGGUGGUCUCGGAGAAGACCCAGUGGAUGAUCGGGCUGGCCCACGAGGCCGUCACCCGCAAGGGCAACAUCCAGAUCCAGCCGAGCCGCGGCUUCUACUGCAUCGUCAUGCACGACGGGAACCAGUACAGCGCCUGCACUGAGCCCUGGACGCGGCUGAACGUCAAGAGCAAGCUGGAGAAGGUGGGGGUCUUCCUGGACUACGCCAAGGGGCUGCUCAUUUUCUACAACGCGGAUGAUAUGGCGUGGCUUUACACCUUCCGGGAGAAGUUCCCGGGGAAACUCUGCUCCUACUUCAGCCCCGGACAGAGCCACGCCAACGGGAAGAACGUGCAGCCGCUCCGGAUCAACACCAUCCGGAUCUAAGGACUCUCCUGGUCUCGUCUCUUCCCG